Molecule: messenger RNA, 414 nt
Organism: Colletotrichum chrysophilum
Lineage: Eukaryota; Fungi; Ascomycota; Sordariomycetes; Glomerellales; Glomerellaceae
Exons: 2
Coding region: 1-414 (137 amino acids)
Source: RefSeq, a predicted model, not a curated record
AUGUCAAACCAGUACUACAGCCCCCACCAGCAGCACCCGCAACGCUUCUACCCCGCCGGCGCCCAGCAGCAACCCUCGACCUCGUCCUCGCACCCGGGCGGCCCGAUGAUAGAGCCCCAGUUCACCCCCGCGAUGCGCGACCGCCAGGCGCGCGGCAAGGACCCGUACUCGCCCAGCGACAUGGGCAUGGAGUCGCCGCCCCGGGCCCCCGGCAAGGUGGGCAGCCUCGGCGGCGGCGACGACGGCGACACGUUCGAGGACCGCAGGCAGAAGCUGUUUGCGAUUGAGAUCCUAGACGACCCCGAGAAGCUGGCCAUGUACGCUUGCAGUCGAGGAGAUCUCGAUUGGGUCUCCAUCGACAACAAGAACAUGAAUGUCAUCAGUCACGUUCUAUUAGCAAGCCCGAAGGGUUAA